CGCCAUCUUGGACUUGGAUCGCGAAUCGCGAAUAUUUUUUACUCAAAGUAAGGUUACUGCGGCAGAACUUCUUAGGAAAGGUGAAAAUUCAAAGCUAAGUGAAAGUGCAAAAUAAGGUUCUAUUUUCGGUUACUAACUAAGCUAAACAUCAUAAUGACUGAACUUCAAAUGGACUGUGCCUUAGAUUUAAUGCGGAGACUUCCCCCGCAGCAAGUGGAAAAAAACUUAAGUGAUCUAAUUGACCUAGUUCCUGACCUGUGCGAAGACUUGCUAUCCUCAGUAGAUCAGCCGCUGAAAAUUGCACGGGACAAAGAAGCCGGCAAGGAUUAUCUUCUCUGCGAUUAUAAUAGAGAUGGCGAUUCUUACAGGUCGCCAUGGAGCAAUACCUAUGAUCCACCCUUGGACGAUGGAUCCAUGCCUUCUGAACGACUCCGUAAACUGGAGAUAGAUGCUAAUUAUGCAUUCGAUCAGUACCGUGAGAUGUACUUUGAGGGUGGCGUUUCAUCUGUUUACCUGUGGGACCUGGAGCACGGUUUUGCUGGUGUGAUAUUGAUAAAGAAAGCCGGAGAUGGAUCGAAGAAAAUUAAAGGUUGCUGGGACUCUAUUCAUGUCGUCGAAGUGCAAGAAAAGUCAACUGGUAGAAGUGCACACUAUAAGCUAACCUCAACUGCCAUGCUCUGGCUCCAGACCAGCCGUCCAGGUUCGGGUACUAUGAAUUUGGGUGGGAGUCUAACCAGACAGAUUGACCAGGACAACGCCGUAUCGGAGAACAACCCGCACAUAGCCAACAUUGGGCGCCUGGUCGAAGACAUGGAGAACAAGAUUCGGAACACGCUCAACGAAAUCUACUUCAGCAAGACGAAGGACAUCGUGAAUGGCCUUCGAUCGGUGCAGACGCUGUCGGAUCAGAGUGUCCAAGAUGCCCUCCGCGACGACCUGGCCGCCGCCCUCCUCCGUCGCAACCUCAUCAAGGACAACUGAAAGAGCCGCCUCCGUCGUUGAUCUGUUUAUCAUGCAUUUGUUAACUCAUUGAAGCUCUAUUACUCUAGGUAGUUUCAAGUUACGUUGUUUCUUCGAAUCAGGGCUGUGCAAAAUAGCUUCCGGGUCCUCGGAUGUACUACACUUUGCAAUAAGGGACUAAUAUAUCCAUGGUCCAAAGUGCGGAACCACGUAUCUCCGUUUGCGAUGUCACAGACUUCCUGUCAUACUUAAUUUUUUCCUCCGAAAACUAGUUAACGUGAUGUCUUGAAAACUUCUUCGGUUUUUCUUUCCGGUAAGCAUAAUUGCACGUAUUUCUACCAAACGCAACCAUGUGCAUUAAGACACUAGCCCUGAGACCCAUAAGCAUAUGUGCAUAACAGGGCUCACAUCAUAAUGCACAUAGUUCUGUUUGAUGGGAAUACGUUCCAUUUCUUGAACGAAUUUCAAGCUAUCGAGCUACCUAGUUUCUCUGUGGAAAAAUAUAAUAGGCUUAGAAGAACACUGUAUGAGCCUUCAGAUGUUGCCAUAUUCCCUCAGACAAACCACAAAUUUUCAGGGAAAUUUGUAGAUGUUUGCAUCCGAUGUUUCGUCAAUUUUUGUUUGUAAUUUGAUCUGAAGUAUCUGAAAAUUUCAAGGAAAAAUAGCCAUAGUCUUCCUCAAAUUGAAAUCUUUGCUAAGAGUAAGUUUGGCAAUAUUUGAAUGCUCAUACGGUGUUUUUCCUUAGCAUGGCAGUUGGCAGUAUAAGAAAACUAUUGGUACUUGCGUUGUUUCUAAAAUUAGCCAGAAAUAGUGGUUCCACACUGCUAAAUGUAGUUCAGAUCUAUUAGUGCCAAAUGAGCAUGCAACGCCUGCUCAAUUUCUUUCCCACCAGAAUUUUGCCAGAAAAACAAUCAUAUGGUUAAGUUUUUCUUCUCUCUUGUCCAGCAAUUGAAAAGAAUCUAAGUAUUCAAUGGACCAUUAGAUAAAUUUAAAAUUUAGGCAUCGUAAAAUAUUUUUUCUCACUUAAGUGUUUCUCACACAACACAGCAGUGAACAGACUGAAAACUUCUGUAUUUAUCAAACAAGCGAGAGAUUAGGGUUUUUUUUUUAUCUCUGUUAAUUAGGACGUGCUGCUGAUAAUUUAUUUAUAAAUUGAUUUUGGAAAUUCUCAUUAUAUCCAAUCAGUAUUUUAAAAUUUUUUUUUGGUCCAUCAAUUAAAUUUGUCCCUCAACAUUUUUGUCCCAUGUUUUUUUGUAAUCAAUAGUUCAUCAAUCAUGGGAUAUAAAAUAAUGGGCCAAAGUAAAGUUAAGAUUAAAUACGUCAGCCAAAUUAGGUAUUGAGUGGAAAACACAGCGCAACACCUUUGCUGUUUUUUUUCAAAACUCAUUUCAAUUUUCCUUAAGUCUAAUCUCAUGAAACAGGAGGUAUUCUCUGUUUCUGUCAUAGGAGCAAUCAGGCUCAAAACUGGCAGGAAAAUACGCAUGGGUGCUUUACUAUUUUAAUUUAGUCUGUUAAGCAACAAAGAUAUCGCACAUAGGUUACUGCACAGUAUUGUAAAAAGCAAGAAAUUCAGUGUUGUCCAAUUUAAAACUUUUUCUUCUCGGGUAAACCUCGUGUGAGCGCUAAGUACAUUCUGAUAAUAAGCUGAAAAUUUGAGAAUUUGGGUUUCUGGCAGCCAGGAAACUCCUUCCAAAUCGGGCACUGAAUCAAGCCAUGCACAGCCCUGCUUUGAGUCGAGAUUUUUUAUAUUUUUGUUGUUGAGAUCCAAUGAGGUUUACUUGUUAAUCAUAUCUGUAUAGCUGUCUCCUCUAGCGCCGAAAGUUGUUGGAAAAUUUAUCUUCUUCGUUUUACUGAUUUCAUGGCAAAAUAUUUUCACUCUUUUGCUGCCAACUUAACUUAACUUUGGGCUGAUUAUCGAAAAUUGAUAGACAAAGCGAUAGACAAAUAAGACGUAGGGAGUACAGAACGAUCCUAUUGGUUGAAACGGGUGGUUCCUAUAGACUAAGAGACAAAAUGAUGGACUAACUAUAGGGUCUCUCAUGGGUUGCGGUCAAAUAUUCUGGUACUUACCUCCUUUGUCCAUUGCAACCACCCCCUUCCACCAAUAGGAUCCUUCCAUAUCCCUUUUGUCUUCUUUUUCUGUAUCUUUGUCUUUUAAUGUCAAUAAUCGGUCUGCAGACACAUCAUUUGAACAAGAUGGAUUUAGAGCCUAACCAUGUCUAACGUCGUCUGAAUUUCUUUUGUGUUGCAUUUUUUAACAGAAAAGUAAACUACUAAUUGCCUUUAAACUCUCUGUGAAUUUAUCCCAGGUCAUGAAGAAUGUACUCUUAAAAUUACGAACUUCAGUGAUGUUUGGUUCUCUGCUCAAAAAAUGUAUCAUUAGAGGCAAUUAGACAAUGUCUUAUGGAGUUUGAUAGAUUCUGGUUAAAUUGUCCAACCAUCCUCCUGGAGAAAAUACCAAGUAACAUUAAUAGCACUUAUCUGAUACAAUUUUGAAGAUAGGUGCUUUAUAUUUCUUCCAGUGUGAGUAUACAUACUUGUAACUUAGAGUUAAUAGAACACUUUAUUGGCAAUGUUCCCCAGAGUCAGCCCAUGCUCUAUGUUUUUCGAUAACUUUUCGUUUUACUAUUGGAUAUAUUCUCGAGACUGCAUGAGAGAGGAUGUCCAGACCUCAUCUGGAUGUGGCAAGAGUACUUUCAAAAAUUGUCAAAUGAUUUUCAUAUUUUAUUUUCACAUAUUUUAUCAUUCUUUCACAAUAUUUCGUAAGUAGUCUCCCAUCCCAAUCUUAAAAAUUUGGCCCACAAAAUGUGUUAUAACCCUUUUUGCAUCUUCUCCUGUGAGUAAUGCCAAUAUUGUUAAGAUAUAUUGCUUUUAAUGGGCAGUUUUUUUUUGUCAAGAACUUUCAACGCUAUUAACAGAAGCUUUUUACCAUCACUAAGACCACAAUAGCUAAUCCAAGGAUAGCAAGGUAAAUUUUCCAACGCCUGCCGCUCAUUAUCAGAACUCUCUUCGCGGUCAGCGUCUAAUCUGCUUUUAAUCAUGGAAUAACAAAUGAAUUUCGGCGCGAACAUAUGUAUUCAGACUGCACUUAAAUUCUACUGCAUUAGGUUUCUCUCUAACCCAAGUUUUGUUUAUCCAAUUUUAACUUGAGCGCAGCCUCACUGCUGCGCUGUCAGUUAAUUUCAAAAGGCAAUUAACCCAAACUCAAGCUGCAAGCUGAUCAUUGAAAUUGAUAGACCAAGGAAACAGAGACGAAAUAAAAGCAAUCCUGUUGGUUGAAACGGGAAGUUUUUUCUGGACUAAGAGAUGAAAUGAUGAACUAGCUAUAGGGCUCCUUGUGGAUUGAAGCAUUAAAAAUUUCGAAACGUUCCUCUGCUGGAUCAUAAUUGGCUAACAGAACUGUUUGAUGAUAAUUUUGAUGAUAAUGAUGUAAAAGUUCUAGUUUCGAUUGAUUCUUCCAUGUUUCAAGUUGAUGUUAUCUCUUCCUUUAAACUGCUGUUUAACAAUGAAGUGAAGUUUUAAAGUAUUUCAUCCUAAUUUUGUACUCGGCUAUGACCUUGAGGCCACUAUGCUUGGGGCAAUGCCGUCGUAAUUCUGCGCGUCUGCAGGAACUUGCAAGCUUUUCUAAAAGGAGAUUCUUCAGAGUCAAACUGGAAUUCAUUUCAAAAUCAGACAAACUCCAGUGAAUGCAAAAUAUUUUUACACUCAAAAUAGAUCAAGGUCCUUCCGGGAAAACAUUCUGAGCCUGAAAAAGGCUCAACUAACUGCCAGGGACAUUGAAUGUUGCUCCAAGUUAAACAUUGGCUGUAUUGAGCUACAUUUUCCCUUUGUAUUCUUUUUCUAUCGUUUUGUCCAACAAUUUCAGUAAUCAGCUUGCUUGUGAGGUUUCUCAGUCAUCAAAUGAUUGAUUUCUCUCUACUAAUCUGAAGCACACUCUUGUCUAGUAAUUUUUUGUAAAUAUUAUCAAGUAAGUCGCAGUUUUUAGGAUGCUGUGUAAUAUAGUUCUAGAACCCUUCAUCUUAAGGAGCUCCCCCAAGAUUUACAUGUUUCUGGAACUACUUGAAUUUUGCAAUCGGAAGUCUGCUGGCUGAUUCUUGAAAUUGACAGACAAAGCUAUAGACAAAGAAAUAGUGGAGUGAUCCUAUUUGUUUAAAUGGGUGGCUCCUGUAGACUGACCAUAGGGUCUUUCUUGGGUUACUGAUAAAUUGACUCACCUCCUUUGACAAUUGCAAACGACCCGUUUUCAUUUUCUCUUUGUUAUCUUUUUUAUCACUUUGUCUGUCAGUUUCUAUAAUCAGCCUGCAGGCCAGGUAUCUUGACUGAAUGUACUUGUUAAAAUAUAUUUUUUUUCCUUUUUUGCUCGAUGAUCGCUUCAAUUGAAAAAGAACCUUUGGCCAAAGUUGUAUGAUUUGGCCUUAAUCAUUUCAUUUCCUCGAAUUGCGUCAAUUGAGGAUAGAUCUAUGCUGCCUCCGUCUCUGUUUAUUUCAGUUUCUCAUGUCUUCUCUAAUUGUUAUAUUUUUUUUAUUCAUAUAUAUUCACUUUUACAUCAAACGA
Bemisia tabaci is the source of this 5514-nucleotide messenger RNA. It is a transcript of the gene cpb, whose product is annotated as F-actin-capping protein subunit beta. Lineage: Eukaryota; Metazoa; Arthropoda; Insecta; Hemiptera; Aleyrodidae. Gene Ontology annotation, biological process: cell morphogenesis; regulation of lamellipodium assembly; actin cytoskeleton organization. The record is from RefSeq and is a predicted model, not a curated record. Gene Ontology annotation, molecular function: actin filament binding. Gene Ontology annotation, cellular component: F-actin capping protein complex; cytoplasm.